Molecule: messenger RNA, 1748 nt
Organism: Ceutorhynchus assimilis (cabbage seed weevil)
Lineage: Eukaryota; Metazoa; Arthropoda; Insecta; Coleoptera; Curculionidae
Source: the annotation of a GenBank genome assembly
CGAAUUUGGUGACUUUCUGCAAUCCUCAGCAUUUCCAUUGGAGAAAAUGGACGAAAAAUGGUGCAUCAGAAUUUAUCCAGGAGGAGUAAAUGCAGCAAGUAAAAAUUACAUUUCCUUGUAUCUAAUGCUGUUAUCCAGCAAACAAACACACGUGAAUGCCUCAUUGCAAUUCCACCUAAUAAAUAGCAACGAUGAAAAAUGCAUAACAACGAAUUUUGAACAAAGUCAAAUCCUCUUUGUCCCAGGAAUAGAAUGGGGCUUUAAAAGGUUCACCAAACGCAGUAAUUUAUUCAAUAAUUCCCUUGGGCUCCUACCAAAUGACGUAAUUACCAUAUCAUGUGACAUUACAUACUUGCACCCUGAUACAUCAGUCAACAUUGUAGCUACUCCAUCCAAUCAAAUUGAAAAUAAUUUAAUUGACUCCGAACUAUCUACGGAUUUUGGAAACUUAUUCGAAAACCAGAAACUCACUGAUGUUACCUUUUACGUUAAAGGCAGAAAAAUCAAGGCCCAUAAAUUCAUUUUGACUUCACAGAGCGAAGUGUUCCGAGCCAUGUUUGAAACCGAAAUGCAAGAAAAAUUAACCAACAAGGUUAAAAUAGUCGAUAUUGAAUAUGAGGUAUUUGAGGCAAUGCUACAUUUCAUGUACACAGAUGAGCUUCCAAAUUCCAGCAUGGUUAAAGAGCUUUUGGUGGCUGCUGACAAAUACGCUCUAUAUCGCUUGAAAGCCCUGUGCGAAAAAGAAAUGUUUGCUAAUAUAACCACAGAGAAUUCGACACGAGUAUUAGUUAUAGCAGAUUUUUACAACUGUGAACAGUUGAAGAUUCAAACAUUAGAUUUUAUUAUAAGCUUUGCCAAAUUUAUUAUACAUACCGAAGGAUGGAGGAGUCUGGAAGAAACUUAUCCACAUCUUAUUGUUGAGACCUAUGCCGAAAUGGUGAAAAGGCAAAUUAAAUAUUAAUGUUCUUGAUUUUAUCGUAAUUUUAUGUCGUUAUUGUUAAUUUUAAAAUAAAUUUUGUAAUUUAGGCUAAUUUCUGUUUUAGCGAAGCAUUAUCUAAUUCAUAGUUUGAUCUCUGUAAAUAAUUAUGUGAUUAGUAAAAAGGCUAGUUUAAUGAAAAUGUUCCCUGUAAUGUUUUAAUAGUUAAUUUAGGAUAGUUUGUUUUACUUAACGAAUACCUACGGUUCAAAUAAUUGAAUCAUUUUUUGCUCUAUUACCUAUAACACAAAAGUUUUUAUCAAAUUGAAUUUGUUUGAAUAAAUAAAAUGUUCAUGAAGAGGCAAAUUAAAUGAAAAUAUUAUUUGAACUUAUUGAUUGUGCUUUAAAAUUGUUGAAUAUUUUUGUAUUUUACUGUUACUAUUUUCCGUAUCAACGGAUAAGUUUCAAGUUUAUGAGUUGACUUUGAUCUUCUGCAAGAGUUUUUAUGUACCUAGGUAUCCGUAAAAAAAACUACGAAAUUAUUUUUAGAAAAUAGUUAUUGUUUUCUUUUAUAUAAUCUAAUCUUAAAGAAAAGCAACUAAAUACAAAACUAUAAUGAUAUGAUUCAAAUUGGGUUUAGAUGAUUUUCUCUACGAAUUUCUUAAAGCUCAAACAAAAAUUUGCCAGCAAAACUAGUUUUGAAAUAAAUGGUAAUAAAUUCAUUGUAUCGUCAGCAAAAUUGAUUAUCAUAGUCGAAUGACUGGAAUAUUUUUCUUGAAAUUUCCAAAACAUUAUAGUCGAGAAUCUGAUGUGCAAAAAGUGGCAAGGGGGC